Nipponia nippon (crested ibis) is the source of this 1695-nucleotide messenger RNA. The record is from RefSeq and is a predicted model, not a curated record. Lineage: Eukaryota; Metazoa; Chordata; Aves; Pelecaniformes; Threskiornithidae.
AUGGGCAACUGGCUGGUCAACCACUGGUUCUCGGCCACAGUCCUGGUGACCUGGCUGGGCAUCAACAUCUUCCUCUUCACGUACUACUUUCUGUUCUUCGACCGGGACGAGCGGUACUUCUACACCAGGGCCAUCCUCGGGUCCGCCUUGGCGUGGGCACGAGCAUCAGCCAAGUGCCUCAACUUCAACAGCAUGCUGAUCCUGCUGCCCGUCUGCCGCAACCUCCUCUCCUUCCUCCGCGGGACCUGCUCGUGCUGCAGGCGGACGCUGCGCAAGCAGCUGGACCACAACCUCACCUUCCACAAGCUGGUGGCCUACACGCUGGCCCUGCUCACAGCCGUGCACACCAUUGCUCACCUCUUCAACCUGGAGCGCUACAACCACAGCCAACAAGCCACCGACGGCAGCCUCGCCGCUGUCCUCUCCAAGAUACACCUGCAGAGCAGAGACAAGUGGCUGAACCCCAUCCACUCCAACCAGACGACCGUUGAGUACGUGGCCUUCACCACCAUCCCGGGGCUGACGGGGGUCAUCAUCACGCUGGCGCUCAUCCUCAUGGUCACAUCCUCCACCGAGUUCAUCCGCAGGAACUACUUUGAGGUCUUCUGGUACACGCACCACCUCUUCCUCAUCUACUUCGCCGGCCUCGUCAUCCACGGCAUCGCAGGGCUGGUGCGCGGGCAGACGGAGGAGAGCAUGGAGGAGGUGCACCCCCAUCGCUGCGCCCACUACCUCGUGCACAAGGAUGAGGACUGCAGCCACGACUGCUGCAAAGUCCCUGAGUUCGGGAGCAUCCCCGCUGAGUCCUGGAAGUGGGUUCUGGCCCCCGUCCUCCUCUACAUCUUUGAACGGAUCCUCCGGAUCUGGCGUGCGCAGCAGAAGGUGGUUGUCACCAAGGUGGUCAUGCACCCUGCCCGCGUGCUGGAGCUGCAGAUGCAGAAGAAGGGCUUCCGCAUGGAGGUGGGGCAGUACAUCUUCGUCAACUGCCCCGCCAUCUCCCUGCUGGAGUGGCACCCCUUCACCCUCACCUCGGCACCCGAGGAGGACUUCUUCUCCAUCCACAUCCGUGCGGCCGGUGACUGGACGGAGCGUCUCAUCGACACCUUCCAGCAGCAGAAGCCGGAGAUGCCCAGGAUCGAGGUGGAUGGCCCCUUCGGCACGGCCAGCGAAGACGUGUUCCAGUACGAGGUGGCCAUGCUGGUGGGAGCGGGCAUUGGCGUCACCCCCUUCGCCUCCAUCCUGAAGUCCAUCUGGUACAAGUUCCAGCAGGCUGACCAGACCCUCAAGACCAAGAAGAUCUAUUUCUACUGGCUCUGCCGGGACACGGGAGCCUUCGCCUGGUUCAACGACCUGCUUGCCUCGCUGGAGCAGAAGAUGGCCGAGUCGGGCAAGGCAGACUUUCUCACCUACCGUCUCUUCCUCACUGGCUGGGACACCAGCAUUGCCAACAACGUGGCACUCCGCUUCGACACCGCUACGGACACGGUGACGGGCCUCAGGCACAAAACCAUUUUUGGGCGACCCAUGUGGAACAACGAGUUUGCGGCGGUGGCUGCAGCCCACCCCAGGUCAGUGGUCGGCGUGUUCCUCUGCGGGCCGGGGGCCUUGGCAAAGAGCCUGCAGAAGUCUUGCCACCAGCACUCCAGCCUGGACCCCAGGAAGGUCCAAUUCUACUUCAACAAGGAGAACUUCUAA